Molecule: messenger RNA, 432 nt
Organism: Lotus japonicus
Lineage: Eukaryota; Viridiplantae; Streptophyta; Magnoliopsida; Fabales; Fabaceae
Product: CASP-like protein 4B1
Exons: 3
Coding region: 1-432 (143 amino acids)
Source: RefSeq, a predicted model, not a curated record
AUGUCGACUCUGGAGGAGGAGGAGAAUUCAACGCCAAAGAUACAUGUACAGACUCCGCCAAUGGCCCCCGCCGGCGACUGCCACCGGCGGAGUGGGUGGAGGAGGGAGGACUUGGUGAAGAGAGGGUCAUUGGGGUUGCGAGGGAUCGCCCUGCUUUUCUCUCUGAUCUCGUUCAUUGCCAUGGCUAGCAACCAGCACGGUGAUUGGAGAGAAUUUGAUAAAUAUGAAGAGUACAGGUAUUUGCUGGCUAUUGCGAUUUUGUCCUGUCUGUACACUGGAGCUCAAGUGUUCCGUCAAGUUCAUGAACUUUCUACAGGAAAACAACUGAUUCAGCCCAGAAUGGCAGCAAUGAUUGAUUUUAUUGGUGAUCAGGGUACAAUUCCGAAAAGGGUACACACUAUAGAAGCAUCUAGUGAGGGAGUCAUGAACUAA